ACCCGGAUCAGAGCGCGCCGCCGCGGGGCUGGAAACUGUUCGGCUGCUACAGAUCCAUCCGAGAGCGCGCAGGAGCCUCAUGCACACUCAUUACACUUGAGGAGGUAUGCUUUAGUAUUUGAGCAUUUAAUUGAGCAGAUUCCCUUUCGAAUGAGGCGCGGUUAGAGCGGAAUAAGCGGCGGUGGGGUUUGAUGAGGAUGAGGAUGAAGAGCGCGAGACACCUGUGAUUACAUUCAGCAGCAUCAGUCACUGAGAUGCCUUCAGUAGUAAUAUUCUCCUCCAGAGAGCAGAGAAAGCCGCAGUGAUCUCGAGUCGAGCAGGACGGGGUGUGGUGGUGGUUUACUGCGUGUGACCGAACGCUUCAGCUGAUCAGGAACUUUCCCCACUGAGAACAAGAGGAAAACACCAGGGUUCAGCUCCAGCAGCACUAUGACCGAUGGAGAUUACGACUAUCUGAUCAAACUCCUGGCUCUGGGAGACUCCGGAGUGGGCAAGACCACCUUCCUCUACCGCUACACCGACAACAAGUUCAACCCCAAAUUUAUCACCACCGUGGGCAUCGAUUUCAGGGAAAAGAGAGUGGUUUACACGACAAACAGCCCCAAUGGAACGACAGGAAAGACGUUUAAGGUUCACCUGCAGCUUUGGGACACGGCGGGACAGGAGAGGUUCAGGAGUUUAACCACAGCGUUUUUCAGGGAUGCGAUGGGCUUCCUGCUCAUGUUCGACCUGACGAGCCAACAGAGUUUCCUCAACGUCAGGAACUGGAUGAGUCAGCUCCAGGCUAAUGCGUAUUGUGAGAAUCCAGAUAUUGUUCUUGUGGGUAAUAAAGCCGAUCUGGCCGACCAGAGAGAAGUUCAGGAGAAACAAGCAAAAGAACUGGCGGACAAAUACGGCAUUCCCUACUUCGAGACAAGUGCGGCCACUGGUGCGGAGGUGGACAAGGCCGUGGUCACGCUACUGGACCUGGUGAUGAAGAGGAUGGAGCAGUGUGUGGACAAACCCGCGGCAGACGCGCAAAACACGGACGGCACCAGCAAACUGGACGCUGUGCCAGCCAAUGAGAAGAAAUGUGCAUGUUAAAGAACCAGGAAGUGCCCUUCCUCUAGUGGACAGGUGCGGACGUGCCGCCCGUCUGGCCGAUCUCAGAGCGACGGCACUCGUCUGGAUCUCGCACGUCCGUCCUGACCUACUGUAUUACAGAUAUGUGUGGACAUUUGUAUUUUUCAUUGGAGAGUUUGUGAGAGCUGUCGUACUGCCUCGUGAUCUUUAACAAACCCUGCGAAAUUUACCCCAGAUUAUAAACAUUUGCAAAUGCAUCUCAAGUAGUCACACACUACCAGUCAAAAGAUUUGAAUAAUUAGGAUUUUUUAAUGCUCAUCAAAGACUCUCUUCUGCUCACCAAAGCUGCAUUUAUUUGAUCAAAAAUACAGUAAAAAUAUUAUUCCAAUUUAUAAUAGCUGUUUUCUAUGUGAAUAUUUAGUAAAAUGUAAUUUAUUCCUGUGAUCAAAGCAUUUUGAUUACUCCAGUCUUCAUGUCACAUGAUCCUUCAGACAUCAUUCUAAUAUGCAGAUUUGCUGCUCAUAAAACAUUUAUGAUUAUUAUCAAUGUUGAAAACAGUCAUAUUUUUUGUAAAACGUGAUGGAUUUUAAUUUUUUAAGGAUUCUUUGAUUAAUAGAAAGUUCAAAAGAACAGCAUUUAUUUGAAAUAGAAAUAUUUUCUAACAUUUAAAUGUCUUACCACAAACUUCUGAAUGGUUUUAUAUCACGGUUUCCACAAAAAUAUGAAGCAGCACAACUGUUUUCAACAUUGAUAAUAAUCAUAAAUGUUUCUUGAGCAUUAAAUCAGCAUAUUAGAAUGAUUUCUGAAGGAUCAUGUGACACUAAAGACUGGAGUAACGAUGCUGAAAAUUCAGCUUUGAUCACUGGAUAUAAAUUACACUUCACUAUAUAUUCACAUAGAAAACAGCUGUUUUACAUUGUAAUAAUAUUUCACAUUUUUUACUGCAUUUUUGAUCAAAUAAAUGCAGGUUUGGUGAGCAGAAGAGACUCUUUCAAAAGCAUUUUAAAAAAUCCUUAUUAUUCAAAACUUUUAUUUCGAUCCUAUUGUGGUGAAAGUUAAGAUUUUAUGGACCAUAAUCCCAAUUGGACUCAGAAACACAUCAUCUAAAUGAAUGUACAUACAAAAAAAAAAAAGUCUUGAAUUAGACAUUCAUAUCUCUGUCAGUUUAACAGUGAUCACGCCUGUAGAACGGUCUAGAAACGGUUUGUGCCAAACACUAUUCCACUGCCUGAGUCCGUCUUUGGUGAAUGGAAACCUGUGCAUGUCUAUACAGGCCAAAGACUGCAGACUGGAGAUGCUUCAGGCCUUUAUUCCGUCACGUUUGUUUCUUGAGUAUGAUGCUUGCGUGUCAGUGAGUGUCGGUGCAUGCGGCCAACAGUAGGUUCACUCGCGGCUUUAGAUGUAGGGCUGACGUCUAACACAAUCAUACUUGGGUUUUUAUCAUGAAUCGUGAUAUUGAUGCAGAUGAAUCUUUGACUGGAGCUCGAUCACGUACACCUCUUGGACUGAAGUUUUAGAUUGUGUUCACAUAAAAGGUCAUGAACAGUAGAAAGUACAGAUUGAUGCAUAAAUUGCAAAUAAAUAGUUGAAUAAUUAUGGUGUGUUUAUAUAUGUUUGUGAGGCGCUCCAACACACGCUUCUGUAUGGAAGAUUGUUUUCGCCAUGGAAUAAAAAAGGUGAUUGUGAUUUUUAUCUCACAAUUUAUUUCUCACAAUUGCGAGUUUAUAUCUCCAGGGUUAUUAUCGUUAACUAAAACUAUUAAAAAACAUUUUUGUUAAUUGAAAUAAAAUACAAUGUAAAUAUUAGUUGAAAAAUGUUGCAAUGGCAAUAAUCUGUUUAAGUUGAAGCACUAAAAUUAUUAAAUGGAAAUAAACUGAAACUGAAAUUAAAAUAAAUUAAAUCUAAAUAGCAAUAUUCAUAUUAAUAAUAAUAAUAAAAAUUACAAAAGCACAUAAUAAAAUGACAAAAAUAUUAAACUUAAAUUAACAUGAAAAAUUAGUUAAUUUGAAUUAUUUUUUUAAUCGGUUUGAGUGAAUGAUUCAAUGACUCACUCAUAAAAUAAUAAAAACAAUUCAAAAUAUUAAUAAAACUGAAAUAAAAGCUAAAAUAACAGUCUCAGAAUUCAGAUUUAUAACUUGCAACUGGGAGUUUAUAUCACAUUUGUGCGAAAUAAAGUCAGAAUUGCGAGUUAUACACUUACAAUUGCGAGGAACGAUUUGUGAGAUGAAUUGUGAGAAAGUCGCAAUUAACUUAUUUUGUAUUACGUGACAAAAAUGAGCUUCCAUACUUCUGAACAUUUGAAAGAAAUUAAAUGACAUGUGACACAUUUUUAAUGUACAAGAACCUGUGUGUGCAUCUACUGUACAGCCAGAUUAAUACAGAUCUGCUUCUACUUUGAUGUUUUAACUGGCGAAUGUCCUGAAAACACAUCCAGAUCAUAUUUCAGACCACAUUCAAAAGCAUUAGGAUGUUUUGAAUUGUGACAUUAUUUUCAGCACCAAACUCUCAUUACUGUAAUGCUUGACUUGUUCUAUUUCUCAUCAUUCUUAAUGUUGCUCAUUACUGAAAUACAGUGUUUAAUUUUUAUUUACAGUGAAUCAGCAAAAAGGCAGUACAACAUAUGAUUUUUUUUAAUAUUUCAGUAAUGAGAGUUUAGAGUUUUGUUUUUGGAUUUUUUUUUUUACAAUUGGAAAUUGUUGAAAAGCAAAGAAAUCCUGGUCAUAAUAGGCUUCAUUUUUGUUUUAAUGUUUUAUUUUUGUCCUAUGAAUUUGGCAUGAAAUACUACUUGGAUGUUUCUUGUACAGCCAGAUUAAUACAAAUUUCCUUCUGCUAUGUUUUUUUUUAUUUGGUGAAUAUUAUGAAAUCAUGUCCAGGUCAUAUUUGACACUAAAUUCAAAACCAUUAAUAUGUUUUGCACUGUGAUAUUAUUUUAAUGACAAUUAAACACAUUUCAAUAACUCGUAUUACUGUAUGUAAAUGUUUUAACUUUUGAUUUUUUUUCCCUAAUUCUCAUUAUUCUCAGUGUUUCUCAUGACUGUGAUACAGUGGUGUUUUGAAUUAAAAUCAGCAAAAUGGCAGCAUAACAAUUACUUCUUAUUAUUGUGAAAUUGGUCCUAAAAUAUGCUUUAUUCUCUUAAUGCAAAACAUGUUUUUUUUUAAUAAUAUAAUUUCAGGGUGAAAUAUGACCUGGGCGUGUUUCUGACAAGUUAGGUGAGAUUCAUAUGGUUAUAAUUGUUUAAUGAGGUCUGUAUAAGUGCUCAAAAUGAUUUUUUAUUUGUUUGAUGUUUUGAUUCGUAAGGCCCGUUCACACCAAGAACAUUAACGAUAACUAUAUUGGCGUUCACACCAGCAGAGGAUAUCGUUCUGUUUAUUCUAAGCGCGCCGCCAUUUUGUCGUCUGUCGCUUUAAAUGCUCGCGCUCUUUAAGCAGGAUGGAUUCUGAUUGGCUGUCAAUGUUUUUAACGUUCAUCAGUUUUCUCUGUGCCGCCAUUGUUAUAGUUGUGGACUCUACUAAUAUUUUAUAUUUAGGUAACUUGUUAUAAUUAUUGUCCUUUGUGUGAACAGGCUUUUAACACGGUUUUAUUUUUGUCCUCCGGUGCCAAAUCAUCCCGUGCCAUAAUAAUCACCUCUGUUCCUCAUGAUUCAUGACGCUCGCGGUGUGUGUGUGUGUAUGUGGAACGACUGAUCGCACAUGCCUUUAAAUGUGACAAUCUCUGGACCAACGUUUCAGUUUGAAGAACAUUCAGAUUUGCUUUUGUGUUUCUACUGAACUUCUGCUUGGCCUUGAACAGAGCCGCGUCUCUUGAGCUUCUCGUGUGUUUUACUGGUUUAGUACCUCAUGUGGUUAAAGGAAUGGCUUUAUGACAAGUGAUGUUGUUCUCUUAAAAGUUUACAUUGAAGGAUUUUCUCUCCUUGUGCCUGUAAAGAUCUACUGACCAAUGACACGCUGCCCGAGUCUUUAAUAGGGUCCUGAACUCCUCUAAGCUAUUUUACCGCAUUAAAACUAUAUUUGGCAAAAUAAAGCAGAAAAUAACACAAAGAACUUUACUGUAACUGUAAUGCAGGUUUCAGAAAAAUCAACUCUUCAGUUUUCUUUGAGAGUGUUUAUUUUUUGUUAUGCGUGUGACAUGUUACUAAAGAAUAAAAAGGAAAAAUGCUCUUGA
This is a messenger RNA of Ctenopharyngodon idella (grass carp), 5224 nucleotides long. It is a transcript of the gene rab27b, whose product is annotated as RAB27B, member RAS oncogene family. The record is from RefSeq and is a predicted model, not a curated record. The transcript has 7 exons. Gene Ontology annotation, cellular component: secretory granule; melanosome. Gene Ontology annotation, biological process: positive regulation of exocytosis; melanosome transport. Gene Ontology annotation, molecular function: GTPase activity; GTP binding. The coding region runs from base 430 to 1083 and encodes 217 amino acids. Lineage: Eukaryota; Metazoa; Chordata; Actinopteri; Cypriniformes; Xenocyprididae.